CUUUCUUUCAUAGAGAGUGGAAUUGGAGGCCUGGACGUAAUUAAUAGGGUCAGGGCUAAUGCCAAAUAUUUUAAUAUCAAUUAAUACUUAUAUAUUAAUUAAAGCUGAGUAACAAACACUCCUGAAUCAAUUAGAUUAGGAUAAUCUCUGAACAUUACAUUUGUUUUUACCCGUGUAUACUAUACAGUAUACAGAAUUACAGGUGAGGUAACAAAGUCGACCAACACAAUUACUAAAAAAGUUAACAACAAAGUAAAAGAUUAAAAAUAAUAUUAAUAAUAAAAAUAUUUACCGGAGACUUAUCAGUAUUAUAAAUAUAAUAACUUUAAUAAGCAUUUAAAUUUAUGUGAAAGUGCAAUUCAGGUUUUUAUAUAUAUAUUAUUUCUUGACGCAUUUCCACUACGUGUAGCCUAUUCUUUAUUAACUAAUUAAAUACAGGCAGUUAAUUAAUACUGAAUUAUACAGCACUUUUUUCUUUUUAUUUGAUUUCUAAAGGGUAAUCUGGAACUACAUUAAAAUACUUCAAUGGUUACUAUAACAUGUAUUUAUUGUUUUCCAAUUGUUUUUUCAUAAAUUUCUCAGUGGUUUUAAAGUGAAAUUUUAAUAUAAUUAAUAAACCAUGUAUCUUCAAAGACAGUCAAACACCGGGAUUGUUUUGGUCCAUAUGUGGCCAUAUUUUUUGCCAGUAUCAGACCAAAAGUAUUAUUCAUACGGUUUAAGGAAUGUAAAAAUGAUGGACAAUUAUUAUGUCAGAUUCAGGGGCAUUAGCUUACAUUGGGGCGUAGGCGUAGGGACGGGCUCUCACUGAGCAUUGAAGGUCCUGUCGUGUUGUCCAUACACUCUAGGCCCAUUUACAGACCUGCCAACCCUUCCGAUUUUGUCAGAAUUAUACAGAUUUUUUACACCUCAUUCCAACCUUCCGACAAACCCCUUAAAAUGCUGAUUUUUCUAACUUAAUAAUUUUUCACAAAAAAAAUAAAUAAAUGUCGGGUAUGACAGGAAGUGUUGCAUUUGUUUUUACGGAGUGUCUACAAGUCUGGCAACCGGACGAAUAAGUGAAUAAGUUCUCGGGAUAUUCGGCCGGCCACUAUAUAUUUGACCAAAUCACAUGACUAGCGUAACAAAGUUGCUCGAGUUAUCUGUCCGUCAGCUUUUUCAUGUGACCGCUAAUUGUCUAUCAGAGUUUACGGUACUUCAUUUCAACAAAUUCAAGAUAGUCUUGACAUUUACAUGAAAAAGAAAUUAAUUCUACAAAAGAAAUACUAGAACCAUUGCUGGUAUUUAUAUAAUGAACGAUUGGUUAAAAGUGACAAUGUUUUUUAUAAAGUGUGACAUGCCCGCCAGAUGAAUAUCUCCCGCACUAUUUGUCCGGUCGCCUGACGUGUAGACACUGCCUUGUUUUUAUCGCAGCAAACCGCGAUCUUCAAAUCAUUCUUCAAUCAUCAAUUGAUACGAUCGUAAUUCAUCCUUUUACAAGGCUAAAAAAUAAUUCAGACAUUUUUGUUAAAGCUUUUCUUAAUUAAAUCGUUAAAUCUAUUGCUCUUCCUUUCACCCAUUUUCUGAUUGUGGUAGUUAUCAGACUAUAACAUAUUAGUGGGAAUAGGCUUAAUGGAUAUUGAUUCUUUUUUUUUUUUUAAACCAGCUUUUACUAAAAAAAAAAAAAAUAAAAAAUAACUUGCUAUGUUUUUUAAAUUAUGCUAUCAUUUGUUAAUUGAUUCUUAUUUAAAUACAUCUUGUUUUAUGCUGAUCUGACUUCAAAAUUAAGCCACAUUAAAUUUCAUCAGUAACUUUAUUUUCACCAGUGACAGACUGUGAUAUUUUAUCUCUAUGUACACUCAAUACAAAUUAAUAUCCAUAGCAAAUACAUGUCUGCAAAACAAAGUGACAGAGAUUGCAAUAUAAACUUCAGUGAUCUACUUUAGAAGUUAACUUUUUUGACGCAGAUUAACUCGAUUCCACUUGCAACUGGGCACUACGAUGCUAGUAGUUAUUGAAUUCAUUAUAUAUACUGUAUGUUUAUUUAUUUAUUAUUAAGAAACUGUAUUGUACUAUUUGGGGCCAUCCAUAAAGUACAUCACAUUCCAGAGGGGGGAGGGGGUGUAAGAAAGUGUGACAGUUUGUGACAUGGGGGGGGGGGCAGGCCAUGUGUGACGUCAUACAUUUAUUUUUUUAAAUUUCAUUUCUAAUUUAUUUUUUUUUAAAAUUUAAUCACUUUAAAAAUAAUUUUCAAAAAUUUUGUGAAACAUUCUACAGUAGAAGUCCAUUAGUCCGGCAUUCAACAGUCUGGAAUGCCUGAUAGUCCGGCAUCGCUCCGGAAAAUUGUAAAAAUUUUGGUUUUCUCCAAAAGUGUGUCUUUAAAGCAAAUAAAAACGCUCGAGAGCUAUUCGGAAGUUUUCGGGGUAGUUUGGGAUAAUCCAGAAGCGCCUGCUAUUGUUCGGAAAAAAUUAGCGGCCGGCUAGUCUCAGCUGUCACAACAAAUACAGGUGCAGUGCAGCACAGUUAAUCAAUCAUGAAGCGUCUUCGCCAUUUUUUUGUGCCCUCUUUAAAGACUUGUUUUUUCACCACUUUGUGCCUCAGGUCAAAAAAUCCUUCAAAAGCCUUGGUCUACCAGAAGAUACUAAAGUCAUCCUUCUUUUGGACAAUUGCAAAGCCCACCCGCCAGUAGAUGAGUUAGUUUCUGGAAAUAUUGUUGCUACUUUGCUCCCACCUAACGUAACAUCUUUGAUUCCACCCAUGGACCAAGGGGUUAUUCAAAAUUUGUAAUGCUUUUAUAGAAGGUCUUUUAUUCAAGGCCUGUUAAAUGUCGACUGUGACGUGACUGAUUUUAAAAAAAAGUUUACAGUAAAAGAUGCCGUCUAUGCUAUUGCACUGUCUUGGAACCAGGUAAAAAAUACAACACUCCAAAAAUGCUGGAGAAAACUUUGGCCAGCCGCAAACCCUGCAUCUGACCUAACUCUACAGACUGAUGAGGAAGAAAACCAUCAAAAAGCUCUGACCAAAGUUUUGGAUGUCCUUACAAGUGCUGACAAUCCCUUGAAAAACCUGCCUGAAGAUGAGGUAGAGGAGUGGCUUCUACUCGACGGGAAUGAGCCUGUUGAACAAGAACUAACCGAUGAGGACAUUAUCAACAGUGUAGUAAACCCUCAGCCUACUCAAAAUCUUGAAGAAAGUGACUCAGAUGCCGAAACGGAAGAAAAGGAAAAAAUCAGCUGGGCAGAAGCUGCAGAAUCACUAAAUAAGUUUAUCUCUUUUGCUCAGGCUAGUACUAGCUACAGUGCUUCAGAAAUUAUUGAUUUCCAUAUUAUUAGAAAUAAAUUUUAUACUAAAUGCCAAAAGUCAAGAAAACAAAACGACAUUCAUGACUUUUUUAAUUCUAAGUGAAAUAUGUUUUACAGUACGUGUACAUACAUUAUAUGAAAUGUAAAAUAAACUUUUUUGUAUUUGCAUACUGUAUUUGUAGUUUAAUUAUUAACCUAAUUGUACUUAUAAUUACGAUUUAUGUAUGUAUGUAGUUAAAAAAACAAAGUACAUUUGUUUUACGGCAAAGCCUACACUAAAAAGAAGGGGCACCGCCCGAUAGACCGUAAUUUUCGGUAGUCCGGCACUGAGCCGGUCCCGAACGUGCCGGAUUAUCGGACUUCUAUGUAAUUAGUUUUAUGUCAAAAUAGCAUGAAAAGCCUAUCUUCUGAAUGUGUUGUUCACGAUUCCUCUCGCUAAGGGCACUAGUAUGCUGUUGCGAAGCCUUGUUUUAUGUAUAGCCUUGCCUUCGUCAUGCCGGAAGUAUUAUUAUUUCUAUGUUGUCCGCUGCAUAAUUAUGUCACUGUCCUUUUUAUUAUUCAAUAACUGGGUGAGGUCAAGUUUCGCUAAUCUACGUCUAAUCCUGUGUAAAAAGAUUGCAUAAUGAAAAAGAAGCAGAUAAAUAAUGUGUAUUAUAUAAUUGUCUAGUCUAAUUUUUGCAAAUUUUGUUUUCAAAUUCAAUCUAGAUUGAGUUACUGCUUCAAUGAAUAACUGUGACAACUGUUGACAAUUAACUAUUCUACUAUUUAAGUCAUUUUAAUAAUGUGAUAGUUCUUUUAAGUGGAAAUUUUAUAUUUUAAUACAGUUUAAUAUCGAAGUGUGUUUUAGAUUAAAUUUUGAUUAGGUGUUAAUUUUUUUUAAAAAUUUGUUCGAAAGUGUGACAUACUUGGGGGGGGGGGGUCCGAGAUUUGUGACGGGGGGGGGGGGAAAAAUGGUCAUAAAUAGCGUGACAUACUUUAUGGACGGCCCCUUUUGAGACAAUAUUUUACGAUUUUAGAAGUUCCAGGGUAAGCAGGUCUGAAAUAAACAAGAAAAUCUAGAUACAAUAAUUGAAAAUGGUAAAUUUAAACCACAUAGCACCCAGGAGGUCUCUGCACGUGUGAAGACCUCCUAGUAUUCUUAACAUAAUAUGUAUAUUAUGUCACAACGUCUUGUGUUCCAUGCGUUUUAUCAAGCAAAUUCAAGUACCGUCGGCAGGUCUGAUAAACUGACGCCGCAGGCUGGAUCUGGCCCGCAGGCUAUAGUUUGGUGAUCCCUGCUCUACCCUGUUACUGAUACUCACAGUCUAUGCCACCAAAAACCCAGUGGUACUCUCCACGGUACUAUAAAUGAACAUCAAUAAGAGAGUAACUGUUUAAAUAAUACAUCGAACCGGAACAACACGUUUUUUUCAUAACUGAUGCUGAAGUGGUAGAUCACCUUUAAUAUUCUGAUGACUUAUGUCUAAUACUACUUAUAGUAUUACUGAGUAUAGUAUUAUAGCAUUGAUUAGCAUCAGUUCGGUAGCACUGCAUACUAAAUACCAGUACAAGUGCAGCAUUAGUAUUACUAGUAAAUAUAGCAUAGUCAUCUCCAUGGGCAUGGUCCAUAGGCAAAUAGGUACCUAAUAAUAGGCCCUAAUAGCCCUAAAUACUACUAAUAUUACUGUGACAUAUUUACGAUCAUUCAUGUCUCAAGACAGAAUGCAUUCUUUGGCCAUUUUGUGUAUAGAAAAUGAUAUUGAAAGGAAUAUAAAUAUAGAAAGUGCUAUAGAAAAAUCUACUGAUCUAAAGGCUAGCAAAAAAUGUUGUCGGUAGGCUAAUUGUUAUACUGUCCAAGUACAAGUUAAGAAAAAACAAAAAUCUGCUGAUCUAAAGGCUAGCAAAAAAUGUUGUUGGUAGGCUAAUUGUUAUACUGUCCAAGUACAAGUUAAGAAAAAACAAUAUAAGAAAGUAAUAUUGAUGAGCCUAUAAUAAGUUUCUAAAAUUAAAUGGACUUUUUUUAAUACACAUUUAUUUGUCUUAUGUCUAAUUAAGAUAUGGAUAUUAUAAUUAAUUUUUUUUACAUUGACACAUCAAAUAUUAAUCUUAUUUUUUAUUUUUAAAAUUUACAUUUCUCCUUGUUGAAAUUUUUUCUGUUGUUUUGAAAUAAAAUACAGUGUUCCAUAGCUAUUAUAAAAAUUACUUUUGAUUUUUUUCUCGAACCAUUUUAAGCUGUUGGUAUAUGGGGACAUAAUAAUCCCAGUAAUGAUAUUAAAAUCCUUAUACAAUAAGCACAUUUAUAUUACAGUAGUGGUAGCAGACAACUUUGUUCUUGAUGUUUAAAUACUAAAAGCUUUAACCUGCAAACCCUUUCUCAAAAAUUAAUUUCUCUUCUUUCAGCUGCAAAAUUUUGACUAUGCCAGGAAGAAUACAACUAGCAAAACUUAGGUAUCUUCACCAAUCCCUUAUCAAGAUAUCAAAUUGGAAUCGCUCAAGAUGUUUACCAUCCCAAAUGAUGUGCCACUCUACUGCAUUUUUUUCUUCUGGUCAUAAAAGUUUAAAUAAAGAAAAUUCAAAUGAGAAACUAGUGGAUAUUUCUGUCAAUCCUUACUUUGACAAAUACAAGGCAAAAAUUCAGCACAUGCAAAAGUAAGUAUAUCGUAAUGAAAAUAAAUUUACUAUUUCGCUUAACACUGACUAAAUAUUUUACUUUCCAUGUUAAUUUAUAUAACUUUUAUUUAGGGGAGAGUUAAUUAUAGAGAACCCUCGUAUUUCAUUUAAUAAAUUCAUGUUUUGCAUUUAAUAUUUCACUUUUUUAAUGUUGCAUUUUAGCCAAAGGUAGCACACUACCAGUGUUAAGUUGAAUAAAAAUUAUAAACUUACAUUUAACUCUUUUUUAAUUUGAAAAAUCCUAUGUCUCUAUCCUAGUUCCAGCCCAGAUGAGUUUGAAUUUAAAAUGAAAGAGCUUUCUGCACUCAAGAACCCCAAGUUAAAGAAAUCAAGCAGUAGUUCAGUUGACAGACAGGAUGCAGCGCAAGCUGUUAAAGUUGCUCCCCCUACAGAAACUGCAAAGUCUGGAGUUGGCAUGACAAGAUCAGAAGUAAAAUUUAAUAAAAUUUAAACAUGUUUAAGUAUUUAAAAAUUAGGCUAUUACUUAUGAAAUACAAAUUUUUAAAAUCUUAAAUGUAACGAUAUCUUAUUUUGUUACUCAAUUAUUUCAUAAUCAGGGUUUGGAUUCUGUGAUGAAACUGGAAUUAAUACAAGACAAGACUGCUGAUGAAAUUAUACAAGUAAGUUUGAUUAAUAAUUAUUUAUGCUGAAACUACAAUAAAUUAGUUCUAAAUUAGUUUGAAUUUCUUAACUUGUAACUUAUUCUUCUCUUGUUAAACAGCAUCAAAUUUAAUUUUUAAUUUCAAUUUUAUUUUGAUGUUGAACCUCUUUAGGGUAAGAUGAAUAAAUUAUGGUUCAUGACUUGGCAUAACCAACCAAAUUUAAAUGUAUUUCUCUAUUUUGUCAAUCACUGAUGGCUUGUAAAGUUUAGAUGUUAUUAUCUGAUUUUGUUUCUCUCAGAUAUGGAGUCAGUAUCAUAGUGAAAAGGAUUGUGUAUAUGCGGUGCUCAAGGUAAUAAGAUGUUUAGACAUUUGAAAAGAAUGAAAUUAAGCCAAACUGUCAUGUACUGUUUCAUGUAGAAAGGCCAGUGUUUUAUACAUUUAGAUUUUUUGAAAACAAUGAAGUAUAAUUAUUUUGUUUAAACAUACUUAAUAUCAGUAAUAUUUGUAUUCAAAAAAACUUUUAACUUUGAGGAAUUUCUAGUUUUUAUAAAAGAAACCAAAAAAUCUUACUUUGAUCUCAACCCUAAUAAAAAAAAAGUUAAAACUUGUCAUUCUUAAAAUUUACCUACUAAAAAAAAAGAAAAAACAGCAUCCAAGUUUUGGCAAAAAUGUUUAUUAACACAGACAUUUAAAUAAAAGACAAAGUUCAUAAUAAAAUAAGGAUAAUCAAUUUAAUUUAAUUUUCUUUGAAUCGGCUUUAUGUAAAACACACAAGUGGCAGUAAAUUCCUUUAUUAUUAUGAAGGAAAAAGGUCAGGUUGGAGUCACCAGCAUUUCUAGGAAAGUUGGGACUCUUGCAAAUAACUUUUGCAAUUAUGACAGCUAGAGACAGACCGAAUGUGAUUUUCUGGUUUCGGAUGAAACUGAAAAUAGACUGAAAGCUAAAAAUGACUUUCGGUCAAAAACCGAAAGCCCAAACAAAAAGCUUAAAGAGACUUUCGGCCAACAUGGAAACCGAAAGAUAAAUAACUAGGUAAAAAUUAAAACAAAAAUAAUAAUAGAAAUAUUAUGAUUUCCUUAAUUUUAUUUUACACAAAAAUAUUUACCCUCGCCUAAGCCUAAUUGUAGUUUUAUUUAUUGGAAAUAUUGGAUGAAUAAGUCAUCAGGCAGGUGUGGACAGUGUUUGCAGAGGAUUGGUCAUUAUAUAAUACCAUGAUCUCUUUAAAUAGAGUCUAUUGACAUCAGAGCACUUUGAGCAUGCUAGAAUCAGUCAUCAUGACAGCAAGGCGUCUAGCAAUGAUGAAUAUCAGAUUGCCGACAGACAGACAGAGGGACAGUGUGACUUCUGGUAGACAACCAUAAGGCUCAAUUACUUAGGGCAGAAACCAAAACUCAACAAAAAAGUCAACUUUUCUUUUUCCACCAAAACCGAAACUGCGCCGAAAAUGAUCAUAUGGCAACUUUCUUUGUUGAAACCUAAACCAAAAUUUUGUCAACCUCUAAUGACAGCAUUGUGUUAAGAAAAAAAAUGAUUGUCAAAAUUCUUGCUACCACAUGUAUGUCUUUGUCAAGACUCAUCUAUCUUAAACAAUUGUACAAUUGUGGCGUACGCAAACAAGUCAUUAAUUUAUUUUUACAGUGUGACAAUUGGAAGCCUACUUAACUUCAGUAUUACUUGCUGGUGUGGGAAUUCAUUAUCUGACAUCAAACACAGAUCAAGUAGACCAAGCAUGAAAGCUAGUAAUAUCACACAAACUAAACAACCUUUCUUUGAAGAAGUAUUUGAAGAAAAUAGCCUUUUUUUUAAUUUUUUAAAUUUUUGAUGAUACAUCCCCUCAACUCCUUCACAGAUACCUAAGAUAGCUUAAUCAGGGCGGAUUCUCUCUCUUAAAGUUAAGACCGAAAAAUAUAAAAAUUCUAUCAUCCCCCAGUUUUUACGAAUUUACCAGCGUUCUCUCCCAGUGAUUACCAAAUCUAAAUGAUCACUUAUUUAGUCAUUAUUGCCACUAAGCAAGUUCAUUGAUGGCUGAUUUCUACACUAGAGAAAUACUUUAGAUGUCUUGUGUGUAACUUUUUAUAAUUGUAAAUGUUGUUUUGGUUGAAAUAUGUAUUUAUUUAUGUGCUGAAUAUUAAUAAAUACUAUGUAAUAAUAAAACAUUUCCAUUUAUUUGGAUCAAAAAAGAAUCUAAUCUACCGUAGCAAUGCAAACGUACUCAAAGUCUCAAAAUAUAACUAAAUUUUCCCCAUCUUUUCCAUUUCAGUGUGUAUAUAACAAAUAAAUGCCCUUUUGAUCUGUGACAAUAAAAUAUUGUGUCAUCUUCCACACACACAAGCACAUAAAGAUGCCACUUUUUUGUCAUAUAAAGUUAUUUAGUCUAUAUAACAAUUUUUUUUGUUUGGAUAGAUUUGAAAAAUUUUCAUAAGGUUGACUAACUAGACACCCUUAAAUUUGUAUUUUUCCUGUGUAGGCAGCAGAAUAUGAGAACUUGAGAACUAAAUCUAAGGAAUGUCCUGUUGUAAGUAUCUUCUAACUUGUGUUAAGCCUAAAGCAGCUAGUAAAGCUUAAAACUGUAAGUCUGAACUGAUGAUAUGUUAUGAAUAAAUAGCUACAACAGUUUUCGGGUCACUCUGAUCUCAGUAUAAUCUUGUUUCGGAUAAGCAAAUAAUGAAUUAGUUAUUAAGUCUGCCAAUCUAUGCUUCAACUCGUUCACUGACCCUCACUUUCCUGUCUAUCUCUCUGAACUGUUGCUUCCUUACAUCCCCACAAGACAACUACGCUCUUCCAUUGACAAUAGAACCCUCUCAAUCCCAAGAACCAAAACUAAGACCAUCGGUGAACGCUCCUUCUACUUCCAUGGGCCCACGUUCUGGAACCAGCUCCCCUUCCAUAUCCGUCAUUGUGAAACCUCGUCCACUUUUAAAAAGUCCCUUAAAACCCAUCUGCUUAGGUCCGCCUAGGACCUGUGAUGCACCCUCCUUGCCUUGCCUCAUUUUCUGUCUCAGGUUAAUCCUGUAAUAUAGGCCAAAACGUGCCAAAGUAUCCUCGUUUUAUAGUCAUUUUAAUUGUUUCUAUAGUAUAGUAGUUACUAUCCUAAUGUCUCAUUUUUAUUUUAGUUAGUUUACAUGUUUUUAAUAAUUGUAAAGCGCUUAGAGCUUUAAGGUAAGCGCUAUAUAAAAAUGCCUAAAUAAAUAAAUAAAUAAAUAUGGGGCUGUCCAUGAAGAACGGCACACUCGGGGGUAAGGUGGGGUGUAAGAAAAUGGAACAGUAUGGGUGACUUCACACAUUUUUUUUGUAUCAUGCAUAUAAAACCUGAAAGUAACAGUGAUGUUGUGAUGAAUGUAUUCUGACAGAAGAUGUCAUUUUUAUAAAUUUAAUGGUGAAGUGUGUUUUAGAUUAAAUUUUAAUUAGUUGUUAAUUUUUUUUUUAGUUCAUUUUUAUGGCUGAUUUCUACGAUAGAGAAAUACUUUAGAUGUCUUGUGUUUAAAUUGUUAUAAUUGUAAUGUUUUGUCUUGGUUAAAAAUAUUUACAUAUUUAUGUGCUGAAAAUGAAUAUGUAAAAUGUAAUAAUAAAAAAUAUUUCUAUUUACUUGUAUCAGUAAAAUAAAAGAAUCUUAUCUUAUAUUAUAUUAAGAUAGAACCUAGCAGUACCAUUUUUCUGGAGGCAUCAGCUAUUAAUAGAAUUCUUCCUGAAAUAAGCUACUAACUUAUUCAAAAUGAAAGCAAAAAUGAUAGCAAUAAUUGUUUUUAAACUUGUAUUUGAUUUUUUUUCCCUCUUAUUUUCAGUUUCUUUUUCCUGUACCAAGACCUGAUGGAUUCGAGUUCAUCUUGUCACAGUUUGAUAGAUCUGAUGUUUACUUCACACCACUAGCUAUGUUUCAGGUACUAUUUAUAGUGUUUACUUGACACCACUAGCUAUUAAUAGAAUUCAUGUAUUUGGACAUUAUUUUUAUGAUCAAGUCAGAAAAGAAAAUCAAUAUAUUGUGAGUGGGAUGAGUUGUCCAUCUUUGAAUGCUAUCUAGUACUGAUUUUGUUGUUGUUUCAACUUGCAAUUCCAUUUUGUGGAGGGUAAUUUGUUUUUUGUUGAUGUUCAUGACUCUUCUAGUUCAUUUCGUGACUCUUAAGAUCGUUUGAUUCCGUAUAACUCUUGCAUCAUACUUGAUGACACAGUGUUAAGCUCCCGUAUGUGGGGUCGAAGGAAGGGGAGUUGAGCAAGGGGGAAAUAAGAAAAUGUUAUUUUUUAAAAAAAACACUCUCGAGCAUUGGAGUUCAGUGAUAAUUGUUGCGACUGAAUAUUAUGUUUUAUUACGCGGGGUGUGUGUUUGAGAGUUUUAUAAGUUAGUGAACGCUCUUCCCGCGCUUGACUUAGGGACAUAUUUUUAUGGUGAUUGUGACGUAUUGUCUAGACUGCAUUGUGACGUAAGUUUUAUUCAUCUGGCACUCGUGAAUGUAAUGUGUGUAUGGAGUUUACAGUCUGUGUUUAUAAUAAGCUAUUAAAUUUACAUUUAUUGUGAUAAAGGACUUGAGUUUAUUCAUUAUAAGUACGACGUAUUUCAACAUUUGAAAGAACUUGACAAAUUAAUCAAUCCAGCAGAGCAAGGAGUUGACAAACCCAACUCCUUCGCUUACAGUAACCAUCAGUCCUAACUGUAGGAUUUUGGGAUUGGAAGGGGGAAGGUGUUGGGGAAGGGCAUUUUGGCAAAGGGCGGCAAAGGGUCGUUAAAUUCUACUUUUUAGUUUUAUAACUGGCUAAGAGCUAAGUCACUUUACCCGAGAUUUUGUAAGCAUUCGCUGGUAAAAAAAAUUAUUUUGUGCUUAAUUUUCAGAUUAAAAUUUUCUAACUUAAAAGUCUUUUAAAAUAUUUCUACUUUUUAGAUAGCUUACUUAAACCCAUCUUCAAAGAAAGUCUUUUUUUAUUUAUAAUUGGAUGUUUUUUAAGAAUUUGUGAGGGUUGUAAAGGAUCAUUAUUGUUAGUUAUACAAAUUAAUUUUUUGUCAUGAUUAAUUUAACCAAAAAUAUACAAAAAUAUAAAGACUGCCCUGAAUAUUCUAUGAUUAUUUUUUCUGUGUCAAAUAAUGCAAACAAAUUAAUAUAAGCUAAAUAAUAUGGUGCUGGCUAGUAGCAUCAGUCAACUUGGCAAAUUAGAAUCUGGCAAAAUAUGAUUAGAAUCUGUUGUCUCAAAUUCAGAAAAGGCUGAAACACUAGGGCAUUUGACGUGUGAUACAUGGUCAGUUGCUUGGUCAGGUUGAUAUUUAAAACUUAACUUUCCAACUCAAUGUUGAUUAAUGAUUUAUAUGACAUUUUUAAAAACAUUUUGACAGGUUGUGAGAGAGAAUGCUCCACCAUGCUUAACUUUGAAUCACUACACAGAGCUCUUGGAAGAAAAAGGUUAGAGGGUAUUCAUGCUCAUGUUUUUGUAUUUUCCUUUUAGGACACCAACAGCUAGGAUUAACUUGAAAUGACCUUGAAAAAAAUAAGAAUGCUGAGGUCAGCAUUUAAAAAUAGAGUGACCAAAAGGGAUAUUUCCAAUUUAAGUUACAUUUAACAUGCCUUUCCAGAUAGAAAAUAGUGGGUGCCUUUGACAUGUUCUGAUUAUUAUUACUUUAUGUAACAAAUGGAAGCCAUUUUGAUAUCUCACUACCAGAAUAGCUUUAAUCCCUUAGAGAAAAAAAAGGUCACUAAUAAAAUUGUAUUUGAUUCCCCAGGCAUAGUUUUAAUGACUGGACAGUAUGACAGUAAAGUUAUUGUAAGUACAUUUAUAAUGGGGAAGGUUUUUGGUUAUGUUAAUCACAGUUAUAAAAUCUUGAAGAAAAAACCAAACUUUUGUUCAUUAAUAUCAAACCGCUUUGUAUCACAGGUUAUAUAAGAUAUUGAUAAUGAUAUUCUCACUCAGGUCGUUUAGAGUAACUGUCAAAGUAAAUAAUAUCUUAGUUAAUAUAUUUUACAGAAAUGCUCCUGCUUUUAUUUUCAGAUCUGUAUUCUUGUUAAUCAAUAAAUUCCAUUAGUUUUUACUAUAUCUAUUUUUGAUGAGGGGAAAUGACAAUAAUUUAAGCUGAUCUCUUUGGCUGGAAGAGUUUUUAGAGACACACAAUGAAUUCAUAAUGCAGGAUUCCAUGGUUUCAAACAAAUAAAAUUUUGGGAAUGGGGCAAAGAAAAUUAAAUGAUGAAACAAAUCUGGUGUUAAAGGGGUUCACAGGCUUUACUGCAUUUCAUUUUGAUCACUGUUUAAGCAGCAGUUGAAAACAAUUAGUGGGUCAGAUCUAAGUUAGAUCUGAUUUUUUUGUACAUUCCAUUAGGGAUCUCCAAGACAUGCUCUAUGCCAGUUCAAGUGCCACUUAAGUGCUAUUUUUUUUUCAAUAAUUUUUAACUACCUCCCCACCCCCAAGAUCUAGCAUAGAUUUGACAAUUAAACAUUAUUCGGGGGCAUUAACUCUUUUUAGUUCAUAUAACGGUCCACACAACAAAAAAAAAGGCCCCAACACUAAAUGAUGCAACGAGCUCUGAUUGUACGUUGCAUGAAAUAAUUAAAACCUCCUAUAACUUUGACUUACAAUUAUUGGUUCUCCUUUGUGCAGCAUAGUCAUUUAAAGAUAAAUUGUGAAGGAAGCUUCUUGAGUAAAUCAUUCUUUACUAGUAUUUAAGAUUGAUUGAUUUCAAACAAUUUUAUUUCUUGAUUACAGAAAAAGGAACUUGCUUUGAGCCUAGUCCAACAGCUGAGCAUCUUUUAUGGGCAAAACUCAAAAUAUUUUGAACUCGUUCACCGAUUCAAUUAUCAACCUGAAAAAUUUCAAUACCAAGAACUUAUAGAUGCACUGAAAACUUUGCCACAAUAUGACAUGAAGUGACCCACGAAAAAUUGCUGUGUAUUGAUAUAGAUAUGUUACGAUAGAAUGAAAUCGAUGGACCAUUAGGUCAUAAGUAAGCAAGAGAUGGACACAAUGUUAAUCAAUGUUAUAGAAUGAUUGUAUCAGUAGUAGGUAGAUAAUUAAUAGGUAAAGCACGUGUUCUUACCUUAUAAUGUAACAUAUGUUAGUAUGUAAUGCAGCAUGCUUGUUGAAAGAAUAAAUUAUACAAGCAUUUCCAGUUUCUUUUUUAAAUGAUAUAAUCAUGUCAAGACUAUUUAGUUUUUCGGGAACUACAUUUGAACAUUAAUUUAUAAAAUAACUUCCUUUAUGUUUAGUAAACUCACCUUUAUACCAGGCCUGCACAACAUGCGGAUUGCAUGCCCCCCACCCCGCCCCACCAGCACCCAGUUUGCGGCCCGCGAAGUAACGAAAUAUUAUUGAUUCUUAUUAUUUUCUUAAUAGCUUUGCCCCCUGUCCUAUUUUCUUUUUGGCCCGCACAAGUCCUGUCCUAUUUUCAUAAAGUAUUAUGGCCCACCUUACAUUUUGAGUUGUGCAGGCCUGCUUUAUACCAUCAGACCCAGAAAAAGGAAACUGAUUAUUAGUAUUUAAAUGCUUUCAUUUGAUGAAAUUGACAGUGAAGUAUUUGUUCAUUUUUCUAAAGUUAAUAGCAACACUAUAAUUUUAUUUAGAAAAUACUUACUGUCAAAUAAAAACAUGUAUAUAAAGAUAAUUAAAUGUUUUUUCAUAUAAAUCCUUUAUAAAAUUUAAUAACGUGCAAUGGGGCCGAAAAUUUGACAAACCUGCAUAGAAUGAACACACUUAAGAAUCCCAAUUAGUGCUCCCCCCCCCCCCCCCCCCCCCCCCCGUUCGCCACCGCCCAUGAACUGUAUUGAUCUUGUAAUAUCCNUUCUCCGGCUCACAACCGCACAUUCUUUUAACGCCCCUGAACUACAUUAAUAUUCUAAUGACCAACCCGCUUUUACACCUCACAUUUAUUUAACCAACUAUUUCAGCAAUUAAAAAAAACACACAAGAAUAUGUUAUGCACCAAACACUUCUGUAACUUCUAGUUUUGAAUCUGUCACUAAAUUUUAUUUGAUAAAAAAAUGUUUCUAAUAACUUGUAACAAGGGGCUAAAAAAACUGUACAAUUUCAGGGUAAACAAACAAGUCAUUAACUUAUUCUACAGUGCAACAAUUGGAAGCCUACUUAAUUUCAGUAUUACCUGCUGGUGUGGAAAUUCAACGUCUGAUAUUAAACACCCCAUAAACCGACUAAUUGAGGAAGCUAGGAACAUAAUACAAACUAAGCAUCCUACACUUGAACAACUAUUUGAAGAAAGAUGUUAUUGCAAAACUAAACACAUUUUGGAUGAUACAUCCCACCCUCUUCAUCACAGACACUUAGGAUUAACCUGUUUGGGACAAAUUCUUUCCGUCAGGGCGAGAGUUGAAAGAUAUAAAAACUCUUUUGUUCCCCAAUUUACCAGCAUACUGCCCCUGAAGUCACAAAUCUUAAUGAGAACUAAUAAAUCCCUGAUAUGGCUAAGAAAACUCACUGAAUGGCCAUUUUCUUUUUUUUACUAUUACUAGUGAAAUAAUUUAUUAUAAAUGUCUUGUGUUCAAAUUGUUUUAUUUAUGUGCUGAAAAUGUACAAUGCAAUCAUAAAACAUUUCCAUUUGUUUGGAUCAAUAAAAGAAUCUUAUCAAUUCAAAUAAAGAACAGUUAGGAAUCUUAAUACCUGUAUCUAUAUAUAUUAUAUAGGUAUGUUUUACUAGGUUAAUUUUGAUUAUAAAACGCAGCUUAAUAUAAAGGUAGUCGAUGUAUGAACACCUUGAGAUAAUCAGGUUAAUUACCAUUACCAGAGCACAGGUUUCCAGCCAGGAG
This is a messenger RNA of Lymnaea stagnalis (great pond snail), 15256 nucleotides long. The record is from the annotation of a GenBank genome assembly. NCBI's taxonomy places the organism in Eukaryota, Metazoa, Mollusca, Gastropoda, Lymnaeidae.